AUGGAAACAGAACAUGAUGAAAACUAUGAAGAAAUAGCAGCAGCAAACCGUUCAAUCCGAGGAAAAAGUGAUAUUGCUUGGUCUCAUGUCAUUCAAUCAAAAGAUGCAAGAGGGAAAACAGUUUUGGAGUGUGCAUAUUGUCACAAAAAAAAAUUAGGAGGUGGAAUUAAUAGGAUGAAACACCAUCUUGCUGGUGUGAAAGGGAAUACUGAUGCGUGUUUGGUCAUUCCUGCAGAUGUGCGAUAUAAGAUACAAAACGCAUUGAAAGAUAUUGAGAACAAGAAGAAGAAAAACAUUGUUUUGGGUGAUAUGAACUUAGACGGUCCAGAAAUUUAUGAUGUUGAUGGAGACGAUAUCAAUGUUCGCCCAAGUCAAAAGAGGAGGAAACAAGGUAUUGAUCUACACAACUACUUUAAAAGAGGUGUGCAUGAUCAGACCCAACCUUCUAUAAAAGCGUGUAUGCAAAGUAAAGAGAGAAUACAUGAUGUGGAUAUGUCUGUUGCAUUGUGGUUCUAUGACGCUUGUAUUCCGAUGAAUGCUGUGAAUUCUCCACUUUUCCAGCCCAUGAUGAGUAAGGUAGCAAGUAUGGGGCAUGGAUAUGUGGGACCUUCAUACCAUGCUCUACGUGUUGGAUUGUUGCGAGAUGCUAAGGUGCAAGUUUCUUUGAUAAUUGAUGAAUUUAAAAGUACUUGGGCUACUACUGGAUGUACUCUUAUGGCAGAUGGAUGGAAGGACACAAGACAAAGGCCGCUGAUUAAUUUUUUAGUUUAUUGUCCUAAAGGAAUUACGUUUCUCAAGUCGGUUGAUGCUUCUGAUAUAUAUGCAAAUGCUGAGAAUUUAUGCAACUUGUUUGCUGAACUUGUGGGUAUGAUCGGUGCAGAUAAUGUGGUUCAUUUUGUGACUGAUAGUGCACCCAACUACAAAGCUGCAGGAAAGCUUCUUGUUGAAAAGUUUCCCACCAUUGCUUGGUCUCCAUGUGCAGCUCAUUGUAUCAAUCUAAUAUUGGAAGAUGUUGUAAAACUACCUUCUGUUCAUAGUUUAGUGCACCGUAUGGCUAAGGUGACCAUCUUUGUUUACAACCACAAGUCGACUUUAAAUUGGGUCAGAAAAAGACCAGGUUGGAAAGAGAUCAUUCGUCCUGGAGAGACACGUUUUGCUACAAAUUUCAUUGCUCUACAAAGCCUCUAUCAACAUAAAGAAGAUCUACAAGCUUUGGUUACAAGUACAGAUCCUGAACUUAAGCAGCUUUUCAAAACAUCUAAAGCAAAGGAAGCUAAAUUAGUUAUCUUGGAUGAGCGAAUGUGGAAUGAUUGCUUGAUAAUAGUCAAGAUUAUGACUCCUAUAAUCCGUUUGUUACGUAUUUGUGAUGCUGAUGAGAAGCCUUCGUUGCCAUAUGUGUAUGAAGGGAUGUAUCGAGCAAGAUUAGGCAUUAAAAAGAUGUUCCAAGAAAAAGACGCUCUCUACAAACCUUAUACAACCAUCAUUGAUAGAAGAUGGGCCGGCUAA
Messenger RNA from Capsella rubella, 1506 nucleotides. RefSeq lists its product as uncharacterized. The record is from RefSeq and is a predicted model, not a curated record. The transcript has a single exon. NCBI's taxonomy places the organism in Eukaryota, Viridiplantae, Streptophyta, Magnoliopsida, Brassicales, Brassicaceae. The coding region runs from base 1 to 1506 and encodes 501 amino acids. Gene Ontology annotation, molecular function: DNA binding.